UUUAAGUUAGGGUUAGGGUUGUUAAAUUAUUUUGCCGAAUGGGCCAAGAAGAAGAAGAACGGGUCGACGACGAGUACGAGGGGGAGGAGAAGCCGUAUUAUCAGUUGGAUGAUGGAAAAUUCGAGGUCACCUAUGAGCAUAUCACGGAGUCUAAGGGCAUCCGUAUGCUUUUCCAGUAUGGAUGGGCUGGUGAGUUACCUGGCGCUAUCGAAGGCGUACGUGGCCCCAUCGUUCGAAAGGCUUUUGAUUUCUGCAAGGCACGUGGGGAGGUCAAGAAGCAGCAUUGGAAAGAUGGUGAAAUCAUCCUCCAACAAAAAUUGAAGCUUUUCGAUGACAAGUUUUUCCAAGAAAAUCAUUCCGAUGCUAUUGAUCUCUCCGAUGUGGCUUGCCGUUUGAAGAUCAGAAGCCUCUUUUACCUGAUGAAGGAACGUGCUGCUGAAAUGCUCGCUGAGAAGACUCCCGAUGACAUUCGCAAGCACUUCAGAGUACGUUAUGUGGCAGAUGAAAUUACUGAUCGUGAGGUACGUAGGAUGAAAAGGGUGGUCAGUAUCGCUCCUUGGGCUUUUCGCUCUUGUUCAAGUCGCACUAGCUUAAAUCCUGUGGUUUCAGAUGCGUAAUAGCAUUUUAUAUAUAUGUAUCGUAGAUUAAUCUACAAAUUGAAUAAAUAGGCUUGUUGUGUAGCUGUUGCUGUUGUCCUGGUUGGGAUGAUGGUAAAGAUUAGUAAUUACAAACAAACCCCCCUUUUCAAUUCA
Molecule: messenger RNA, 752 nt
Organism: Erigeron canadensis
Lineage: Eukaryota; Viridiplantae; Streptophyta; Magnoliopsida; Asterales; Asteraceae
Product: SKP1-like protein 12
Exons: 2
Coding region: 39-617 (192 amino acids)
Biological process (GO): SCF-dependent proteasomal ubiquitin-dependent protein catabolic process
Cellular component (GO): nucleus; cytoplasm
Molecular function (GO): cullin family protein binding
Source: RefSeq, a predicted model, not a curated record